This is a messenger RNA of Pipra filicauda (Wire-tailed manakin), 893 nucleotides long. It is a transcript of the gene CRYL1, whose product is annotated as crystallin lambda 1. The annotation marks the transcript as partial. The record is from RefSeq and is a predicted model, not a curated record. Gene Ontology annotation, biological process: fatty acid metabolic process. Gene Ontology annotation, molecular function: NAD+ binding; L-gulonate 3-dehydrogenase activity. The transcript has 5 exons. Lineage: Eukaryota; Metazoa; Chordata; Aves; Passeriformes; Pipridae.
UCAUUCCAGGAAUGCACUCCAGAAAACCUGGAACUGAAAAAGAAGAUUUUUGGUCAGUUGGAUCUUAUUGUGGGCGACAAUGUUAUCUUGAGCAGCUCGACCUCUUGUCUCUUACCCAGCAAAUUGUUCACUGGCCUUAAACAUGUUAAGCAGUGUAUUGUAUCACAUCCUGUAAAUCCACCUUACUUUGUGCCGUUGGUUGAAAUUGUUCCUCAUCCAGAAACAGAUCCUUCUACUACAGAGAGAACAUAUGCCCUAAUGAAGAAGAUUGGUCAAUCUCCUGUCAAACUAAACAGAGAAAUUGAGGGGUUUGUUCUGAAUCGACUACAGUAUGCAGUGAUAAGUGAAGCCUGGAGACUUGUGGGUGAAGGAGUAAUAUCUCCUACUGAUCUAGACCUUGUGAUGUCUGAUGGAUUGGGAAUGCGAUAUGCAUUUAUUGGACCUCUGGAAACCAUGCAUCUUAAUGCAGAAGGUAUUGCAAAUUAUUGUGAAAGAUACUCUGAAGGAAUGAGACUUGUUCUGAACACCUUUGGGCCAGUUCCAGAAUUUUCAGGUGAAAUUGCGCAGAAAGUCAAUCAGGCAAUGUCUGAGAAAAUUCCAGUUGUGCCAAAAGUCUUGGAUGCCAGGAGAAAAUGGAGAGAUGACUGUCUCACUGGUCUUGCCAAACUGAAAACACAAAUGAAAUCCAACUGAGGUGCACCUUGUCUAGCAGGAGAGACCAAAUGAAGAGCAGAUCUUCAUAAAAAAGUGGAAAUUUUUUGUCGUGCGGAAGAGGAGACUGAAUGUGCAACCAAUGAUAUGUGCACAUGUAGAGACCAAUGAAACAUUUGGUCCAAAUUUGACAAAUUAAUGAAUAACUAGAAACAGUUAUUAAAAAGUUCAGUUAAAAUUUA